Messenger RNA from Lentinula edodes (shiitake mushroom), 414 nucleotides. RefSeq lists its product as uncharacterized. NCBI's taxonomy places the organism in Eukaryota, Fungi, Basidiomycota, Agaricomycetes, Agaricales, Omphalotaceae. The transcript has 3 exons. Bases 1 to 414 code for a protein of 137 amino acids. The record is from RefSeq and is a predicted model, not a curated record.
AUGGAGCUACGACCUCGUUACAACCAACCUUUCACAUUAUCUGAGGCUAUUCUUCUUGACAUAUCUACUAUUUCUGAAGAAAUAACCAGGCUGCAAUACUCGAUCAAACGUCUACGCGAAACACAGGAGACACUUCAGGAAGUCAUCGACGAAGCGGAAUCGCCUGGAGCAGUGGACGUGGAGAUCGUGCAAGCUUUCAAAGAGAAUCAAGAAGUCAUAGGUUCUCAGGAAGAGCGCAUCCUCAUUCUCAAGCUCGCAUUGGCCGAUAAAGGUGUCAGCUCAGGUGCCCAUUACGAUGUUGACACUAGUACUCAAAUGACUGCGAAAUCACCUCUGCAUGAUUUCGACUUCGGCGAGGAUCACAAUGGUCCUGGAUCCAUCGAAGAAGACGAUUCAGGAGGACUUCAUCUGUAG